Messenger RNA from Salvia splendens (bonfire salvia), 4038 nucleotides. RefSeq names its product anaphase-promoting complex subunit 2. Gene Ontology annotation, cellular component: anaphase-promoting complex. Gene Ontology annotation, biological process: ubiquitin-dependent protein catabolic process; protein K11-linked ubiquitination; metaphase/anaphase transition of mitotic cell cycle. Gene Ontology annotation, molecular function: ubiquitin protein ligase binding. Bases 1255 to 3903 code for a protein of 882 amino acids. The transcript has 16 exons. Lineage: Eukaryota; Viridiplantae; Streptophyta; Magnoliopsida; Lamiales; Lamiaceae. The record is from RefSeq and is a predicted model, not a curated record.
ACACACCCAUCUCCUUUAUUUCCUUGACCCAACUUCUAAUUUUUAAAAAGUUGGCCCAAACCACACCUAAAAAUGACUUCUCUUUCACCAUUCUAAUCGGUCCGUCUCUCUCACUUCUUGUUCCCAGAAACUGAAAAUCCCCAAAAUCAUCUCCUCUUUUCUCUCACGCGAUUUGCAUCGCUGCAACUCUUUCUCUCCAUCUAAUUAUCUCUCAAUUUCGACAGCAAACUCUCCCUCUCUCUCUUCCCCUUUCAUCUCAAUUGAAAAAUCUCAAAUUGCACUCUCAUAUUCCUCACUAUGAUUCAGCGCCGCCACCGGUUAUCUCUCUCGCUCUCUCAGGAAAUUCUUAGCCACCGUCAGUAGCUGUUCCAAAAUCAGAAUCCCAACCAUCUCGGCGGAAAACAGCGCCUUCGCCGGCGUCAGUUCCCAUAUCUGUAGAAUCAGUCUCAGUCGCUCUCUUCUACGCUCUUUCUCGACUUCAGUUACUGGUAGCCACUACACUCUCGUUAAGCGUCACUGAAUCCAUCUCACUGUUCUCCGUUUCCCCCUCUCGGUCUCCCUCUCAUUCUGUUCUCCGCCACCGCUGCCGUCAUCCGUUGAAUUGCGCUCUAUCUCGAGCCUCCGUCAGCGGCAUCCCAGUUAGAGCCGCGCCGUCGUGUUUUCGCGGUGUUACCCGCCGCCGUCCAAUCCUCCAUCGCGUUCCAGCAGUGAGUCCUUCAUCGUCGCGGUCAGCCCCUGCUGCCCGGUGCUGACAAUUUCGUUUCUCCUCCCUCUCUUUCUCUAAUUUCUCAAUUCUUUGGUAUUGAAAAAGAAUGUGGUGCAAGAUUGUAUGAAAGUGGGGAAGCCGUGAGUAUAUAUGUAUAUCGAUGUAAAAUCUGCGUUGUGUUGGGAGUAGUGGGGACCGUGGAGGAAGUUUUGAGUAAAGUUUGGGCUGCAAAAGAAUUUAUUUUGGGCUUUCUCAAAUGACUUCAGUUUAUAUAAAUAAUUGGGCUAGGAAAGAAUAAUUGUCUCGGCCCAAAAAGUAAAUCUGUUUUCCACCUUCGAUAUCACAUUUCUCGUUCUUUGAUUUCCAUCUGCAUUUUCCAUCUUUCAAAUGUAAAACGAACUCGGGCUCUUAGCUCAUUUUCAGCUCUAUAAAGAUCGGCGCAUUGGAGUGAUUUUUAUGCGUAUGUACUGGUCAAGUGAAGGUUUUUAUUCGCAUUUCAAGCUGAAAUUCUUUUCGUUUUUCCCUUUAUAAAUUUUAUUUUUGUGAAAAUGGCGGCGACGAAGGGUUCGUCGUCGUCGCCGACAUGUAAUUUGGCGGCUCUGGAUUCUCUGAAUGAGAACUCAAUCGGAGAAAUGACGAAUAGCUGGAAUGCGUUUUGCGCAGCAACAGAAGCGCAGCUGAGGCGCGAUAAAAAUCUGUCGUUCGCUUCUGAUAUCGUGCCACGUGUCCGAACUCUAUGCGGUUAUGGACUCCAGUCACUGAUCAUCGAGCACUUCCUUUGCUCUGUAGAGAAAACAUUUGAGAAAAAUGGAGCAUCAAGGUUUUGGAAGCAUUUUGAUGCUUACAGCAAAAUGGUGGUUCAGGAUAUGGAAGACAUGGAUCAACAAGGGGAGAUGCUAGAAGUGCUACAUACAGCCUUAGAACAGAUAACAUCUGAAAAGCAAUACCUGGAGAAGUGCCUAUUUGUGUUAAUUCAUGCUUUAGAGACAUGUAGGGAGAGUAAGCCUGAAGAAACAGCCCACUCAGAUGCAGAGCGAAACUACUUAUUAUCAAAAUAUCAACUAAUAGUAACUUCGGUUCUCAUGGCUAGUCUUCCUCGACAUUUCCCUGAUGUGCUUCAGUGGUACUUUAAGGGAAGGCUUGAGGAGUUAAGUGCGAUGAUGGCGACAGGGUCUGAGUACAAUAACAAGUUAAGUGUAGAUGAUGAAGGGGACCGGGAUUGCAGAAGAGUGGAAAUGGAUAUUGAUGAAAACCAACACCAAAGAAUUGUACUGGGAAACAAUAAAUUAGUAAAGAACAUUGGGGAGGUUGUACGUGAUCUGAGGCAUCUUGGUUUUACCUCAAUGGCCGAAGAUGCCUAUGCGUCUGCCAUAUUUUUUCUAUUGAAGGGCAAAGUGCAUGAGCUGGCUGGUGAUGAUUUCAGAUUUUCAGUAUUAGACUCCAUUAAGCAGUGGAUACAGGAUGUGCCUCUUCAGUUUUUACAUGCCCUUCUUGCAUACCUGGGUGACUCUGUCAGUUAUGGAAGCCCUUCUUCUGGUCUGAAAUCUCCUUUGGCAUCUCACCCAUCUUAUAAGUAUUGUGGAAACGAAGUUCCUUCAGAAGGACUCAUCCGAUGGCAGUUACGCCUAGAGUAUUUUGCUUAUGAAACAUUACAAGAUCUAAGAAUAGCCAAGCUUUUUGAAAUUAUUGUGGAUUAUCCUGACAGUUCCCCUGCUAUUGAAGACUUGAAACUGUGUCUUGAAUAUACCGGGCAGCACUCGAAACUUGUUGAUUCUUUCAUAGCUGCACUCAAAUAUCGGUUACUAACAGCUGGUGCCUCUACCAAUGAUAUAUUGCAUCAAUAUGUUUCAACUAUUAAAGCCCUUCGAACCAUAGACCCAGCUGGCGUAUUCCUUGAAUCUGUUGGUGAACCAAUAAGAGAAUACUUGAAAGGAAGGAAGGAUACCAUUAAAUGCAUUGUUACCAUGCUCACUGAUGGGGCUGGUGGAAAUCCUACUGGACCUGGAAGUACUGGGGAUAGCCUUCUUGAAGAGCUAAAUAGAGAUGAAGAAAAUCAAGAGAGUUCUAGCUUUGAUGAUGAUGUUUGCAGUGAUGACAAACAAGCUUGGAUAAAUGCCCAAAGUUGGGAACCUGAUCCAGUGGAAGCAGAUCCCUUGAAGGGCAGCAGGUACCGGAGGAAGGUUGACAUUCUUGGUAUGAUUGUCGGCAUAAUUGGUUCGAAGGAUCAGUUGGUGAAUGAGUAUCGUGUUAUGCUGGCUGAAAAGCUUCUGAAUAAAUCUGAUUAUGACAUUGAUUCGGAGAUACGUACACUGGAACUCCUGAAGAUUCAUUUUGGUGAGAGCAGCAUGCAGAAAUGUGAAAUAAUGCUCAAUGAUCUAAUUGAUUCAAAAAGGACGAACACCAAUAUUAAAAAAGCAACCAUCAAGCAACAACCUAAGCCAGUUGCUGACAUCGGAGAGGUUGAGCUUUCACUUGAUAAUGUUGAUGCUACCAUUAUAUCAUCCAAUUUCUGGCCACCUAUCCAGGAUGAGGCCCUAAAUAUACCUGGACCUGUGGACCAGCUUUUAAGUGAUUAUGCUAAGAAGUUCAAUGAAAUCAAGACCCCUCGUAAGCUCCUAUGGAAGAAAAGUCUUGGUACUGUGAAGUUGGAGCUGCAAUUCGAAGAUAGAACACUGCCAUUUAUGGUCACACCUCUCCAAGCUGCCAUCAUUGGUCAAUUCGAGGAUCAAACAAGUUGGACGUCGAAGAAUCUUGCUGCUGCUGUUGGUGUACCAAAUGAUGUAUUGAACAGAAGAAUAUAUUUUUGGAUAAACAAGGGGAUCCUAGCAGAAUCAGUUCCGGAUUCUGGGGAUCACACAUUUACUCUGGUGGAAGCCAUGGCCGAGGGUGGCAAGGCUGGUGUUGGAAGUGGUAGUCCUGAAGAGCUUCUAGCAGGUGAUGAGGAUGGAGAGAGAUCCGUAGCAUCUGUUGAAGACCAGCUCCGAAAAGAAAUGACUGUUUAUGAGAAAUUCAUCACAGGGAUGCUCACCAAUUUUGGCAGCAUGGCACUAGACCGGAUUCACAAUACUCUCAAGAUGUUCUGUAUAGGCGACCCCUCGUACGACAAAUCACUCCAACAGCUGCAAAGUUUUUUAGCUGGUCUAGUUGCAGAAGAGAAGCUCGAACUCAGAGAUGGAAUGUAUUUCUUGAAGAAGUAGUACUUAACAUAUAUUUUCAUUGUGCUUGGCUGAAAACUCUAUAUUACCAAGCACAAAUUUUGACCUAUUUAAACUUCCUUGAAUCAUGUAAACUACUCCAUGUUAAUGUAAUAGAAUAUGCCUAUUUUCGUUCUA